Molecule: messenger RNA, 1554 nt
Organism: Histoplasma mississippiense
Lineage: Eukaryota; Fungi; Ascomycota; Eurotiomycetes; Onygenales; Ajellomycetaceae
Exons: 6
Coding region: 1-1554 (517 amino acids)
Biological process (GO): SCF-dependent proteasomal ubiquitin-dependent protein catabolic process
Cellular component (GO): SCF ubiquitin ligase complex
Molecular function (GO): protein binding
Source: RefSeq, a predicted model, not a curated record
AUGAGAAGACACAGCAGAGGGAGCGGAGCUGCUGUUGUCAGCAAGUCCGUCGCGAGGGGCUCCGAUCCGAUGUCCCUCAUACGCAGGUUCGAGUCAGAGACAAACCCUUCUCGGCCAGUACGUCAGUGUCCCCUGGCCUCGUCGCAAAUACAAGAUUCUUACCCGGGUUUCCGGAAAGUAGAGCAGGCGAUCAGAGAGGAAGCUGAGGGAGAAGACAUAAUACGGCAGGGUUCGCAGGGAUGCGAAAUAUAUUUUAUCGUACGAGGAGAAGUGGAGGUUCUAGAUGAGCACCCUGAUGGGCGCGAAGCGCGUCGAGGAACGGAUGCUGAGGGUCAGCGUGAAGUCCAGGUCAAAGCUCGACUAAAAGCUGGACAGUAUUUUGGGGAAGUCGUGAGCCUAUCACUAGCUCCCCGUAGAACUGCUACUGUUCGCACGGUCACGUCCGUUGAAUGUUUAAUGAUAAGUGGGGAGAUACUUUCGGAAUUUUGGGAUCGAUGUCCUACAGGUAUCCGGGAACAAAUCGAAAACACAGCUAGGGAACGAUUGAUCACAGCAACAGAUGAUGACGUCGAGAUGGAGGAUAUUGCUUCUAAUUCAGUACCUCCAAUGGAUGAACUUGCAAUAAAGGAAAAUUUCCAUGGGUCUGUAAGGAGGCAGUCAAUGCCGCUGCUCACGCUCACCGAGACAGAACUCGACAGUCCGCACAAACAAACACGAAUAGAGGAUCGACCUAUCCUAGGACCCUCUGAUCCCGACCCUUUCCUAAUUGUCGGCUUGGAUAAUGUGCGAUCUAAGUCGCGACGUGGAUCUCUUGCUCCAAUCAUGCCUGAUGGAGCAUCCUCUUCGCAAGAUCAACGACAGCAGUCUCCAGGCGUUGGCAAAUACUUGCGGGGGAAAUCUCAGAUCAUUAAAGAUGAAAAGUCCAGUGGAACGGUUGUUGGAUGCCCCUAUCUUAAACGAUUAGCGCUCUCAUAUUGCAAGCACGUUACAGAUAAUUCCAUGCUCCAUAUAGCAUCCCACGCAGCACCACGCCUUGAAGAGGUUGAUCUCACAAGAUGCACGACAAUAACUGACAAAGGCUUUCAGUUCUGGGGAAAUGCGCAAUUCGUUCGACUGCGUAAACUUUGCUUGGCGGACUGCACCUACCUAACCGAUAAUGCUAUCGUGUACCUAACCAACGCAGCGAAAGGACUACAGGAGCUUGACUUGUCCUUCUGCUGUGCUCUUUCAGAUACAGCCACAGAGGUGUUAGCCCUAGGCUGCCCACAACUGACGCAUCUAAACUUAUCAUUCUGUGGAUUGGCGGUUUCGGAUCUUUCCCUGCGCUCUAUCGGAUUGCAUCUUCUGCUUCUGGAAGAGCUUUCGGUCCGCGGAUGCGUUCGGGUUACCGGCAUGGGUGUUGAAUCCGUCGUCGAGGGAUGUAAUUUACUUCGUGUUUUUGAUGUUAGCCAGUGCAAAAACCUUACUCCAUGGCUAGAGUAUGGCUUGCACAGGAAGUAUGGAGAUAAGAUACGGUAUGAAACAGUUUUCCAGAAUGGGAAACUAGUUCGAUGA